This is a messenger RNA of Podarcis muralis (Common wall lizard), 1829 nucleotides long. It is a transcript of the gene TMEM128, whose product is annotated as transmembrane protein 128. The record is from RefSeq and is a predicted model, not a curated record. Lineage: Eukaryota; Metazoa; Chordata; Lepidosauria; Squamata; Lacertidae.
GCGGCGAGGUGGAUUUUUCCCUUUCCUCCCUUCGCGUGACCAGCUCUGAGGGGAAUAUUUGCGGGGAUCUUUUUUUGUUUUCUGAGGGAUUGAGUGUUUUCUGACUCCGCCGAGGGCGCGAAGGGAAUCUCUCUCGCCCGGCCGGAGGGAAGGCGGAGGAGCGGGCGGAUCCCGGGCAAAGCAGCCGCCGCCGCCGCCGCCAUCCAGCCUCCCUUCCUGCUCGGCUCCGGUCACUUCCGCGGCCCCCAAGAUGGAGGAGGAGGAGGAGCGCGAUCCGCGGCUGAGGCUGAGGCGGCAUCUCGGCGGGCAGCAGCAGCAGCAGCAGCAGCCGCCGGGCCCGGGCGAGGCCGUUGAAACUACCAGCGUAGAGAAGAAGGAGAAGCCGCUUCCCAGACUUAACAUUCACUCUGCAUUCUGGAUAUUGGCAUCAAUAGCUACUACAUACUACAUUGAAUUUUUUAAAGUUGUUAAAGAGAUUAUUCAGCAAGAAAGCUGGUGGUUUAUACUCGGCAUUUGCUUAUUGAUUAUCAGUUUGUCUGUGGCCUUUUAUUGCAUAAUAUAUCUUGAGUGGUAUCAUGGAAUCGAGGACUAUGAUGCCACCUACCCUGCACUGAUACCUAUAACAACAGCUAGUUUUAUUGCGGCAGCAGUUUGUUUUAACAUUUCUUUAUGGCCCAUAUGGUCUUUCCUCACACCUGUGGUGCUCUUUGUCCAGUUCAUGGGUAUUGUGAUGCUUGUGUCGCUCCUGGGCUAAAUCUUUUAUGUUAAGGCAUGGGAAACAUGUGACCCUGCAGAUGUUGUUGGACUCCAGCUUUCACCAUCCCCAGCCAUCAGGACCAGCGGUUAGUCCAACAACACCCGAAGGACACAGGUUCCUCAUCCCUAUUUUAAAUGUUCUGUGUUACCUUGGUCUUCUAAAUGGGGAAAAUGGGGUGUGUUCAAUAAAUGGGUUGCUAGAUGUUUACUAAUAAAACUGCAAGAAGGUUUGCCAGUAAACCUUGUAUAAAAUACAGUCAACCUUGAUGGAAAAAGACAAAACAGAAAGGUGCUGUUUUUUGCAAGGCGGGGUGGAACAUUGGGUGAUAUCCAACUCACACUCUUGAGUAAGCCUAUUAAAAUCAAUGGACUUAAGUUACCUGUCCAUUGAUUUUGAUGGUUUCACUCUGAGUAUGUCUAAGAUUGCAUACCACCCCCUGUCUAAGUUGGCCCGUCAUAAGCAGUAAUAGCUUUUGUAUUAUAAAGAGCUUUAAUUGUCUUUUUAAGACUACUGAGUGUUUUUGUGCUUAUUUCAUUUUUCUUAAAUUUUAGAUUUCUAGACUCUGCAGAGUUAUAAAAUUAAUUAGUUUUACAAUGAAUGUGAGAUACUUGUUAAGUGUAAAGAUACAGCUUGGUUUAAAUGUAUAAAUUUCUAUUUUUCACUGUACACUACCAUAUUCUAGAAAAGUAAAUGGUGGACCUGCCAGCAUACGUACUUGGAUAUACUGGGAUCCUUGGAUGAAGACCUGCAAGCCAAUCUCAAGCAACUUGUGUUUAAAAGGGAUAUUCACUUGAAUUGUUAAACUUGUUUUGUGUUUAAUAGGGACACUUUUACUUUGAAUUAUGAUCUUAAACUCUGGGGAUAUGAGUCAUUGAAAUGCUAACAGAAUAGUUUUGCUGUUGUUCUGGCAUAGCUAUUGACUUAACCUAUAUUAAAGUGUAUCACAAGAAAUCAUAAUUGAUUAUGUUUAAGAAGUUAAUAAUAGGGACACAUUUUGCCCUUUUAAAAAAUAAUUAUGUUCAUGAUAUCUUUGAGAGCAAUGAAAAUAGUAAAUCUCCAAAUUGCUGAAUGA